Molecule: messenger RNA, 729 nt
Organism: Fusarium redolens
Lineage: Eukaryota; Fungi; Ascomycota; Sordariomycetes; Hypocreales; Nectriaceae
Exons: 2
Source: RefSeq, a predicted model, not a curated record
CGGCACCUCCUUAUCAGCUCGGUCUACGUCCUAAUCUUUGUAUACCAUACGCGCCGCAGUCUGCCACUCUACCAUACCAGUUGGCACCAGGAAAGGUUUUUUACCUUGACACUGCAUAUACUGUCUGGUGUCAUCGAGUUGGCCAGGUACUAUCUACGUGCGAUCGAGGGCACUGUCCUGCCGGACAUUGUGGACACAAUUUUGUGUUUAAUCCAUUCCGUGACAACUCUGAGACUUGCCAGGCCAUUAUUGAGGGGCAAUGAAACGACACGGGCGGCUUACCAGGCGCCCGCCAUCAUACGACCCAUACUAGCGGUCAUUGCGGUCGUUGGCAAAGACCCCGGUUUGCAUGGAGCUGUUGUCAAACUACUGCACGCUUUCCUCUAUACCCGGUUGCUCAUCUUUGCAUCUAAACGAAUUAGAUUGACCAAAGUUCAAUCUCAAGCUACCAUAUACGCCCAGUCAGUUUUCCUAGGUGCUGUCUUGGCUAUAGAAUCAUCCGGUCUCCCUGGGGCAGUGGCAGUCUACAUUGGCACGGUUGGUUUGGUAAUGGUCUUGAAUCGAUCCGUAUCCAAUUCUUUAUCUCGGUCAGCAGUCAAAUCCUCCUCACGGUUUUAUCAACUUUUAGUACAAUCCUGGUUAUGGAUUGGACUGACUGAGCUUAGUAGCAUUAAGGCUCAUCAACCUUCAGCGCUUGCGUCCAGUGCGAGCGAUGAGUAUACGGAUGAC